This is a messenger RNA of Morus notabilis, 1416 nucleotides long. RefSeq names its product mitochondrial outer membrane import complex protein METAXIN. The transcript is spliced from 6 exons. The coding region runs from base 137 to 1114 and encodes 325 amino acids. The record is from RefSeq and is a predicted model, not a curated record. NCBI's taxonomy places the organism in Eukaryota, Viridiplantae, Streptophyta, Magnoliopsida, Rosales, Moraceae. Gene Ontology annotation, cellular component: SAM complex. Gene Ontology annotation, biological process: mitochondrion organization.
UCUUCUGUUCUUCCCAAAUCAGCAGAGCAAAACGCCAUUUCCGAAGCUUUUUUACACAAAACCCUAAAAGGGGCUUUCAUGGUUUUUUCACUUCUGCGUUCUCUGCAGAAACCGAGUUGAGCUUCGAAGAGCAACAAUGGAGGGCGAGAGAGCGAGAGAGAGUUAUACUCUGGUGGUGAGAAGGCCCUGCUAUGGCCUCCCCACGGCUUGCCCCGAAUGCUUGCCUCUUUACUUGUACCUCCGAUUCGCCAAUGUUCCUUUUCACUUGGAUUUCAAUCUUGUUUAUCCAGAUUCUGAUCAAAUUCCUUACAUUGAGUCUGGUGAUUAUGUGGCCUACAAUAAUGAGAAGGGUGGAGUCAUUGAGAGAAUUAAAAAUGAUGGAAUUAUUGAUUUGGAUAAUGAGCUCUACUCAGUUCCAGAUUGGAUAUCUACAAAGGCGAUGCUCACCUCCUGGCUUGCUGAUGCAAUUAAGUAUGAACUCUGGGUGGCAAGUGAUGGUAGUUCUGCUCAAAAGAUAUAUUGUUCUGAUCUCCCAUGGCCAAUAGGAAAGGUCCUCUUCUUGAAGCAAGCUUAUAAUGUAAAGCAGCAGCUUGGAAUUUGUAAAGACAAUGCUGAGCAAAAGGAAGAAGAGAUUUACAGGAAAGCAAGCAUUGCAUAUGGAGCUUUGUCAACUAAGCUAGGAGAUCAGAACUUUUUGUUUGAGAACAGGCCAUCAAGUUUGGACGCUAUCGUUCUGGGGCAGGCACUCAUCACUAUUCACGCAUUACCAGAGACUUCGGUGCUGCGGAGCAAACUCUUAGAACAUGAUAACCUUGUAAGAUAUGCUGAAAGGAUUAAGACAGAGUUUGUGGAUACUGGCCCUUCUAUUUCAGUCCCACAUUUACAUGCAGAGUCAUCAUCAUCAACAUCAAGAAAAGGUCAAAGUCAGAGGUCAAAGCCCAAAAGCAAACCCAAAAGAGAAAAAACCCAGGAAGAGAUAACUUUUAGAAGAAGAGCCAAAUACUUUCUGGCGACACAGCUGGUUGCAGUUUUGCUUUUCCUUACUCUUAUGGGAAGACCCGAGGAUGCCGAUAUUGAGCUUGAUGAUGAUGAUGAAGGCUUUAUGAAUGACUGAGAAGCAAUCACAUCAACUCUAUUGGCACUCUCAUUCCUGCAUGUUGUUUGAUUAAACCAGCCAAGGUUAGCGGCAGCCUGAUGAGUGUUGUUACUCCAUCUGUUUGUUAAUUUUUGUAACGCAAAUCAAAAUUUUGCAAAUUUUGAAAAUCUUAGGAAAUAAAAAGGUUCACAUGAAUUUGAUUUGUACAAUUCAUCAAGCUACAUUUUUGGUGGCUACAUUUUUGGUGGCUCAGAGAUGUUCUUAAUUCAUCAGAUUUUGAUGUACACUUCUUACAGUUUGUAUUUUCGUUGUCCGCAAAA